AUGAAAAGAACAGCCAACACAGAUCCCACCGGGGACAUCUCACAACCUGCGACGAAACGUGUCGCCCGCUCACCGUCCUCAUCCACAUCAGGCGCCACACCUGCCGCGUUGCAUGCCGAACAAAGACCUAUACGGACGCGCAGCCAGUCCGGGGCUGAGCAGACUGCCCAUCCCAGCCUCGAUACAGCCGUGACGGAGGAAAGCGAUCAUGCAUGGGAGAGCUCAGGACAGCGGAGCGCUGCACAAUCGGAGACCACUGCGGCUGGAGGGCAAGCAGCUAGCACGAGCACGCGCAGAGUGGCAGAGGCUGCGGCGGAUACUGUUUCAACGUUGCCAGCCGGCAGGGUAUUUCCCGUUCAGAUAGGGUCUGAGUUGUUCAAGCUGUCCGGGGCAUCAAUCUCUUCCGAUGCACCCUCCUACUUCUCACAGUAUUUCGCCGAUCAGCUGCGCACCGUUGAGGGCGGCGCUGGCAACGUGAAGACGUUGUAUAUAGACCGAGAUCCUGUCACGUUCAAAGACAUUUCGCUCCAUCUCCAGGGCUACUACGUCAAGCCAAGGAGCGCAGAGCAUUUCGUUCGCUUGUUCGCCGAUGCUCAGUUCUACAGCUUACCUCGAUUGACCCAACAACUCUUCAAGUCGGACAUCUUUGUUCAAGUCGGCUCCCGUGACUUCCAGAUCCCGCGGGAGUUGUUCUCAUCUCCUGGCGAUUCUCCCAACUACUUCACGCUGGGUAUUGCUACGUUCCUCAGCACACCCCAAGAUGCCUUCCCGGGCCUCGACAGACAAGCCCUACUGCGCCCGCCACCGGUAUUGCCCCCAUCAGUGCCCAACCGCUCUGCCGAGGUGUUCUCUGAACUACUCAAGUAUUUGCAGGGCUAUCCGGUGAACAUCACGGAUGAGGCACACCGUGCAGAUCUACUGAGAGAUGCACGAUACUUCCACCUUAAGGGACUUGAGCAACGAUUGUUGCCUGUUAAAAUUAGCUUCAAUGCUGCAAGGAACGAAUCAGAGAUAGUGCUUCGACUUGAGGACGUCAGACAGUCAGGAAUAUCUUGUGUACCUAAUCCGAUCCUCACGUCCAGUUCUGCCUCCAGCGAUCCAAGUGAACCGGCCCCCCUUUUGGCCAGUGUUGGUGCACCCCGACCGGGACAUGCCAAAUAUGCGAGGCCUUUUACGAAUGAUCAUCAACACUGUCUUAUUAUCGAGAUGUUAGGCUCGGAGCCAAUGCGUUUAGAUACAUGGAAAAUGCGCGCUACCUUUGAUGAUCCGACCAGCGAGUAUGGCACCCCUACGACUUCGAGAUCGCCAACAACCAAAUCAAGAUUGUUGAGCCUGUUCACAGUUCUAGCGUCAAAGAUGAACCUUCCAGUCACACAGUCGAUCGGCCCCUCGACAGCAAACAAUCGGAGCGGCUCGUCCGCACAAGCGCUCAAUGUAUCGAAUUCAGGGCUGCUAGAUGGCGACAGCAUCAGGUUCGUGAUGGACCAUGACACGUUCAUUGAGGUCGAUGGCAUGGCUGUGAAGCGGGGCGGUGGCAUCACUGAGAGUGAGGAAGAUGCAACUCUCGGAGCAUGGCAAUCAAUCACGCAACCCUCGAAGGACGAUGACGCCUGGACUACGAUUAAACUGCCUCAGGAGUGGAUGGUAAGCCGGGGUCAGUGGCGACUGAGGGUUGAGUGUGCGGAGAGCGGUGCAAUUGAGGCGGUCCUGUGUGCCGUCAGGAUCGAAGCGACCAGCUCCGGUUGGGAAAGGAACAAGCGGCGAGGCUUUCUGGGAUGA
This is a messenger RNA of Coniosporium apollinis CBS 100218, 1779 nucleotides long. RefSeq lists its product as uncharacterized. Bases 1 to 1779 code for a protein of 592 amino acids. NCBI's taxonomy places the organism in Eukaryota, Fungi, Ascomycota, Dothideomycetes. The transcript is spliced from 3 exons. The record is from RefSeq and is a predicted model, not a curated record.